Messenger RNA from Drosophila melanogaster (fruit fly), 10901 nucleotides. RefSeq lists its product as uncharacterized. Bases 257 to 10582 code for a protein of 3441 amino acids. The record is from RefSeq and is marked reviewed. The transcript has 7 exons. Lineage: Eukaryota; Metazoa; Arthropoda; Insecta; Diptera; Drosophilidae.
GGCAGGGCUUGCGCGUCCAUUGCAAAAAAAUUCCUGCACAGAGUUUUCGCUACAAUUAACUUUGGCAAGCUCGUGAUGUGGGCCGUAAAAACAGUGUCUGGUGGAAAAGUGUGAAAGAAAUCAGUGAAUAGUUUGUGGGUGUUUUGUGUACGUGCAUUUACCGUAUUAUUCCCAAUAGCUUUGCGGCUUUUCAAAGUGCUCGCUUCGGUAUUCGUUUUCCCCGCACCCAAGCCGCAUUUGCGACGCCGCUUGGAAAAUGUCGCUGGAUGGCGGUAGGUUGCGCUACGAAGACGAAAAUGGUAAAACCGUGGUUCUGGCAGCCAAAGGGCGCACCUUCCAGGUGGGCUCCUACUACAAUUGCGACCUCAUCCUGGAGGGGCCAGAGGAGGAGCGUCUAAUUUGCGAAAUAAACUGCGAUGCCUUCGGCAGGGUCAUCAUAUACAACAAGUCCAGCGGAGACCCCAUUCAUCUCAACGACGUGGCCAUCCACGCUGCAGGCAAGCGUCCUUUGCUACACGGUGGCAAGAUUACCAUUCGAGACAAGGUCUACACGUGGGAGUUCCCCAAGACCUCCGAGGUGCAGGAUGCCCCAUGCACCCCAGAACGCCUAUUGCCCAACGAACAGGCCUCAAACUCCUGCCCUUCAUUGAAGCAAUCGCAUCGUCUACAAGCCGAAAAACGCCUGACAGUUCACAAUUUUCACUACAGCAUCAAUUCGGACGACGAAGGAAAUACUUCUAUAGAGUCUCGUGAUCAGAGUGAGUCUCACUUGGAGGAUGUCUCACUGAAUGAAUCAAUUCAGCGCAGCACAGAGGAGACAGCUUACGAGUCCCCCAAAGUAAAUCUUCUGGAGGCUACGCAGAAUAAGGAGAAUACCGCAACGCCACCAGGUAGCCACCAAAAGCUACUAAGGCUGUGCGCCAUCUCCGACGUGGUUAUUACCUCUUAUUCGCCGCGCGAGACUGGCGUGAAGAUCGAGAAAUCCUUUUCAUGUGUUCGAAAACCUGGCUACACCACGACGUCUUUGGCUGUUUCCACGCCCAAGAGCGUAUACAGCACCCCCAAGGGCAAUGUGCUCUCUGAACUAAACGAAGACAGCUGCAGCCGAGAUCUAAUGGACUUUAGCACGCCAUCCACCUCAAAAAAAACCAAGCGGGAUUCGUCCAUGUUCCUGAUCGACCUGACCACCCCAUCAAAGCUACGACAAACACCCAAACAGACGCUUGGAUUCAAGCUCACACCCAAACAGACGCCUAUCAGUGUAGACAGCACCGACGAAUCAUCAGAUGCAUCCCCAUUAGUCAUAGACAUAACUAACUCUGACACCCCGCCAUCAGCAAGCCCUUCGCAACGGUAUAAAACUCCUAAGCGUCCGGCUGGAAUCACCACACCCAAUAGAACGCCCCAGUCACUGAUGAAACGAGCGUUGCUUACCAGCAUUAAAAAGCAGAUCGCCUCCAACCAACCAGAUAAGACCACCCCCAUAGCCACCCCCAAGCGGACAUCUCUUCUGGAGGCUCGUCGCCACUGCCUGACUACGCCUCGGCGUUUGCCAUUCCAUCCACAUCGUCGUACGCCAGUCCAGCGAGAAGGACAUACGAGAGGAAACGCACCCAAGACCUCGCCACGCAAGCGUAUAUCCCUAAUGGAGUCUCCCAGAGAGAACAAGGUCUCCCAGCUCAGAAAAUCGUUUGCGGCUGCCAAGCGUAGUCCCGGCGUUGACAAGAGCAACAAGCUCGUAGCCAAGGCACGUCGUUCGCUUAACUCGCCGAAAAGUGGCUCCCCUAAGCCUGGAUCAUCUAAACCGUCAUCUCCAUGUCAAAAAAAAAUCGAUGUGUCCCAGAUCAAGAGCUCCACUCCGGAAGAACCGGACGAUUCAAAGGACGAGCUGAGCCGCACGUUCACUAUACUGCAUGAUACUACCCAAGGAAACGAUCAGAGUGGCGCAGCAUUGGCAAUCGAAGCGGUUACAGCUCUCAUAACUGGGGAAGUAGACGAUGAUGUAUCCUUUCAGCUAAGCUCGCUAAUUGAAAAGAGGCUUCCGUCAGUGACCUCAGAAGAGCCUGCACCUAUCCAAGACAAAGUUGAGUCGAUCGGGUCAGAAUCUGAUGUGGUAGGCGAGUUAAAAUAUGCACAGGAAGAUAUGAAUCCUAAGCCAGAUGCGGUCAUACUCGACCAGAAUGAACGUGACGAAAAUGAAUUGAAAACCGGCAAAAAUGAAGACGAAUGUAAAGAAAAAGACUGUGAACUUCCAAUCGACAAACAACUUGAGGAUGCUGUUAUUGAGGAUAACAUUUGCGAAGAGGUUCAUGCGAAUAUUCCUCAACAAACUAAGAAUUCUAAUUCUGAGAAAAUAAUCGAGGAAAGUAUUUGCGAAGAGCUGCCAUUGGAGAGUACUACUGGUAAUUCAAAUUCAACUGGAGGGAUAUCUCAAAAAGAGAACCAACCAACUCCAAGUGCAGAAACCCCCGUGGCUCGCAGAAGCUUGCGCCGUCAUUCUGUUGAGCAGAGGGCAGUGUCAACAACGCCACGGAGAAGCACUCGGCGAUCCUCGAUGGAGGCCAGCAGUAAGGCAUUACCUGAGAAGGACAACAAGCGUUCUCGUCGUGCAUCCUGUUCAGCAAUGGACAGCCAAGUCGCUGUUACUCCCCGGCGCAAGCGGCAAUUUACGCAAGAAAUGUCCACGCCAACGCGCCAAUCAUUGCGUAUUAAGAACACACCCAAUAGGGAACUUCAGGUGGAUGAAUCUGUGGGCGAUAUGGGAGUCAUAUUGGAAGAAGUUGGUUCCGAAGAUGAUAGCAAAUCUUUCAUCGCUGACGACGAAAAUUAUGGCAACGAGCUGCCAAAUGAUGAUAUUGACAAGGUAGAUUUCCACGGCCUCAGAGAUUUAUUGAAAACACCAAAAAGCUGCAGCACACCCCGCUUUAAAGGGCUAAGGGAACUGAUGCGCACUCCGAAAAUUCCUGCCUCACCAAUUAUAGGAAACAUGGCAGAACUAUUAGAAACCUCUGUUGGUAGGACUCCUUACCACGAUAGAAGAAGCACUGCACUAGCUCGCAUGGAGCAAGGAAAGCCUCUGGACAAUGUUCUGAAGACGCCCAGCGCCCGGAAUAUCAUGGUGCCAAAUGAACCAGCUAGCACAGUGUUAAAGUCUCGCAAAGAUUUUCUGGGGGCAACCACGGAAUACGAUCUGAAUGUGACGAACAACACAUUGCAUUUGGACAAGAUUUUCGAGGACAUGUCCGAAACGACUGGGGCCAAUAUGGAAGACACGGAAGAAAUUAAUGUGACAACGAUCAGCACAGCGACUGGAGUUGAUCCUUUGGAUUCAAUAAAUCAGAAUAAAACAGUGGCAUCAGAGGCACUGAUGAAUGUUGGGCAUACAGCCACAGCGAGCGCUUCCCUAGAGGAUCCUCUGACAAGCACCACCUACAAAGCUACCAUGCAUGCCAAUCCCAAUCUUAGCGACUUCAGGUCUGUUUCGCCCAACCCGAACGAGAUGAGUGGAAUUCAGUUGUUGGACCAGUCGUCGGACUCAAUGUUCUCCGAAGCACUAGUAGUUUCGGGCGUGGAGUCGUGCGAAGUCACCGUGGAUGAGACGAGGCCUUUAGGCCAGACCAAUCCACCUAUUGAUAACAUUGAGGAUCGCUCAGAUACAGACUCAAAUGUUGGCCUUACUGAGCCCUUGGUAUUUAGUGAUGAUGAAGAGGAGCCAAAGAAAUCGGAAGGAACUACCAAACAAUCUGACAGUGCUCAGGAACCAUCUAUAGCCUACAAGCUUGAAGAAUCUGUCAAUCUGACGGAACACAAAACUGUCGAUGAGAAUUCAAGUAAAUAUGAUGUCGAAACGGGUGCUAUCAGUGAAAUUUCACUAAUUGAAGUGGAAGAUACCACAAUUGAGGCAAGUACUUGCGAGCAAAAUCUCGAAAGCUGCAAACUUCAAGAAGAGAAAAGUGUAGAUAUCGCUUCAGUUAAUUCAGAUGAAAAUAUCGAAUCUGCAGUGGUGGAAUUGACGAUCCUAGAGUCAGAGAUAUUUCCUUUAGACACAACAGCGGAUAGUUCGAUCAAUUCUACUAAUGUCCUCGACAGUAGUGUGGAAAAAACUAUACCUGACCGAAAUCUCAAAGGUGGCAAACUUCAAGAAGAGAAAAGUUUAGAUAUCGCAUCAGUUAAUUCAGAUGAAAAUAUUGAAUCUGCAGUGGAAUUGACGAUCCUAGAGUCAGAGAUAUUUCCUUUAGACACAACAGUGGAUAGUUCGAUCAAUUCUACUAAUGUCCUUGACAGUAGUGUGGAAAAAACUAUACCUGAACAUAAUCUUAAUCAAGAAGAUGCCAAGGCCACAAACGAUGCCCAAGACACUUCAGUUACAGAUGAAAAAUCCUCUACUGACUUAUAUCGUUCAGUUGGCGAAGUAUUACCAUCCAAUAAAAGUGAUUUGCAUACUGAUGAACCACCAAUCGUAAUAUCCUCUUCUAAAGAACUGGCAAAAGAGGCGAAAUCUGGUGAUGGUAACCCCAUCGACAACGACAACUCCAAACCAUAUAUUGAGCGCUCUGAAGAACUUUCCGAAGAAACCAAACCAGAUAAGGUUUCGAGUGCUGCAGAAUCGGAUCGACCAGUCACAGAAACUUCGCCGACUCCAAAAGCCCCUGGCGCAGAGUCUAAGCAACCGUUGACUGAAUCACAUUCCGAUGAACUUGUAAAAGAAACCAACUCCAAUGAGGUUUCCGUUGAUGGGGAACUCAUUCAACCAGCCAUUGAGACUUUGCCUUUUGUGGAACAAAAACAAGAACCUGAUGUUUCUACUGAUGCGGAAUCUAAUCAACAUUGCAUCGAAAGUUCGCCUCUCAACGAACUUUCAGAGAAUAUCCAACGUGAGGAGGUACACACUUUAGAUAAUACUAAACAAGAAGUAAAACCGUAUCCCGUCAUGGAAGUUUUAAAGGAAACAAAAACUGAUGAAUCUAUCCAAUCCGUCACCAAUACGUAUCCAACCGAGGAACUUCAAGAAGAAGCUAAAGCUGAUGAGUUGCCUACUGUUAGUGAAAUGGUUCAAGCAUUCAAAGAGACGAAAACAGAUGAUACUAUUAAACCAAUCAUCGAAACAUCGCCUGAAAGAGAACCCUUAGAAGAGGCACAUCCUGAUGAGUUGCCUUCUUCUAGUGAAAAGGAUCAAGUAAUUGUCGAAACACCAUCUGCUGAAACUAGGCCAACCAUCGAAACUUCUUGUGACGAACCACUAUCAACAGCAGGAACUGAUAUAGUGCCUGAUUUAAGUCAAAUUGAUCAACUAAUUUUUGAAAAAUCACCAGCCGAAGAACCGCAUGAGAAAGCAAAACCUGAUGAGACUACCCAGGAAGUCAUCGAAACAUCACACGCGGAGAAAGAUCCAAUAGAAGCCAGUCCUAAAGAGGAUUCAUCUGUUAGUAAAAUGGAUAAUGCAGUUGUGGAAACUAAUCCUCAAACAGAUAAGCUAAUUCCUCCGGAUGAAAUUACAAAUUGCGGGCCGGUAGAUAUAUGCAUCGAUGAGUUCUCUUUAAGAAAUUCUAGUUCAGCAUUUGAGAUCGAACACUCAGAAGAAGUCGCGACGACUUCUUUAGACUUAGAUCUUUCCGAGAUAAGUAAAGAAAAGGGAAAUAUGGAAGCUUUGCCGAAUGACAACGCUUGUGUUAAGCACAUAGCGUGCGAUCUUGCUAAUGUAAGCUCAUUAGAAGAACCAACGAAUUUAUCUCCCAAGACUCGUCUACGUGGGACAUCAAUGUCACAAGAUGAGGCCGCUCAAGUUGAUGAACAGAAUGAAAACGAUCACGUCGAAGAACACGUCGCAAUGGAGGUAUCAUCAAAUGAAAUCGCUGCUCAUAAAGAGAGUGAUGAGAAAUUUGAAGACAUAGAUGAGGAUGCCUUGAGCGGAGUUAAACAAAGUUCACUGGAAGAAAAUGCACUAAUUCAUCAAUCUCUAACGGACCAGAAUAAAGAGGUUUCUAUUAUGGAAGAAUCCGAAGCUGUUGUUUUAGAGGAACCUAAGGACAGCCAACCAAAUCAGGAUUUCAAAGCAGAGGUGAUUCGCUUAGACGCCUCCAUCAUUGUUGAGAAAGAUACACUAGAUGAAAGUACAUCAGUUGGAGAGGAUAAAGAUCAAUCCACAGAAAUUUCUAUGCUUAAAGAACAAUCUAAUGCCGACCAAAUAAAAGAUGUUAGCUCGAUGGACAAAAAAGAAUUCACAGAAUGUAUACCCAAAAAGGAUUCUGACGAAAAGGACAAUGACGAUAAAGUUAUUCAAUUAGAUGCCUCGAGCUUAGAUGAAAGUUACACAGAAGCAUCUGUCUUAGUCGAAAAACAUUCAGAUAUGGAGGUGAACACAAAGGAAACGGAGAAUCGCAAUCAAAAUCAUUCUGACGAUGAGGUGAUUUCGUUAGAUUCCUCAAGCAUUGCUGAGGAAUGUCCUCUAAACAAAGAUUCAAUAAUUGAAGAUCCUAACGAUGAUUCCAUUAUAGAGGGUAUCGUAAUAGAAGACAAUGAUGUAAAAGAAUGUGUGUCUGAAGAGUCAUCUAACCAAAAUGAAGUCACUGAACCACCAAAUCAUAUUUCAAUUAUAUCUGAAGAGCCAUCCGAAAAAGAAAUCUGCCCUAAGAUAUCAACUUUAAACGCUGCAAACUCUUCACCACGCCAAGUGGAAUCACAAAAAAUGUACGAACAAAUAAAUCAGGUAGAAACCGCGGUAUUAAAAAAUUCAUCAAGUCCCAAUGGGGAAUUACCUAAUGCUUCUUCGGCACGCGAAAUUGAGCUUCCUAUUCCGAAAGUGGAAGACGUAUCUGAUGCAAUGGCAGAUUUUCAAUGUGCUGAAGAUGGCGGUGAAGUAGAAAAGGUUGAUAUUAUGUCAGAGGAAAUUGUCAAAGAGCAGCAACCACAGCCAGGUGACCCAGCUAAUUCCAGCUCUACAGGCCAGGGACCUGAAUCAACAGUAGUCGAAGCCAUUAUCGUCUUACCUCACGAAGAUGCCGUUGCUAAAAUAGAACCUGCACCAUUCAAUUCUUCUACUAAUUCUUUGGUUGUACCUUCAGCAAACGAGCCACAUGAAGUAGUCAGUAUUGAAGAAUCUGCCGACUCCACAAAAACAAGUCAAGGUGAAGACUCUACGGAUAAUUUACAAGGAAAAGGCAAUUUUCCAAUGGAACCAGAUACUAAUCAAGAGCAAGAAGACGGAACACUUACCAAGCCAGUAUCUGGAGAUACAUCUCUAACAAAAACAGAGUCCACUUCUGCAGUUGAUUCGGAUCAGAAUUUGUUAUCCGUUAAAGAUGAAGCUGGGUCUAGCCAGGACAAACCAUCUGAGAAGUCUAUUCAUAGUACUUCAACAGACUCGAAAAGUAAAGAACGAACAGACAUUACAACUUCCAAACGAACAAUAUUCCCAGAGUCCACAGAGAUGUCCGGACUUAUCAGCAAGCCUUCAAACUCAGAAGAAAAGUUAACCCAUGAAGAAGAAUCUAAACCAGUAAAAAGAGUGAACAAAAAGGGAUCUGCUUCCGCUGAUGGGGCGACUGAGGCUGAACGUCCAAAGAGAGUGUCGAGGAAACCAUCUGCUGAGGUUUUGGAAAUAGAAGACCAUGGAAGCGACACUAAGCAAGAAGAUGAUCACAGUAUUAAAUCUAGGGGGCGAGCUAGAAAACCAUCAUCAGAUGUAGAUGAGGACAAAAAGGAAGCUAUUACAGAAAAAAGAAGAGGACGAGUACGCACUCCAUCCGUAGAACUUUCUGAAACCACAGCAAAUGUCGAACAGAAAGAAAUCGCAGGCCAUAAAUCUGAUGAAGCUCUUAAACCCAUCCUAGAAGAAGAACCAGAGCCAGAAGUUGAGAAAAGAAUCGAGUCAAAUGCAGAACAGGUGAUCAUCAUAGACAAACCCAAAAAACGAUUAAGGAAGGCAUCUUCAAAGGAAUCGGAUACUCUAUUGGAUAAUAAAGAAAAAAUUAAUACGGACUUGGAAGUUGCCAACAAAGCUGAAAGUACUCAUUCGAAUAACAGCGAGCAACGAGAUGUCCGAGAGCCUUUUGUAUCGACAACUAAGUCAGAGGUGGAAGCCGAUUUAGAAGGUGAAAUGGAAGUGCAGGAAACCAACCAGAAACACACCACUAAAGAACGACCCAAGAGACGCGGGAGAAAGGCAUCUGCUAAUGAAACGGAGGACGCAUCCGAGAAAUUAGAAAAAGCUGAAGAUCAUUUGAAGGCCAUUAAUACAGAUGGAAAGUUAGCAGUUGUUUUACCAACUACAAGCAAUGAAAUAGAUAACACAAAUACAGAAAUUGUAGCCGACUUAGAGAUAAAGCCAAAAAGACGGGCGCGAAAAGCAUCUGCAAAGGAAACGAACACGACGUCGGACAAAAAGGAGAAGACUGUAGAUAUUUUAGCACCAGUCAAAGAAGUGGAACCUUCGCUGUCCAUCAAAAAGAAUUCGGAUCACUCGGAAUCAAAGGGGCCACAAGAGCCUGCACCGGUUGCUACUUUGAAUAUAUCCAAGGAAGAACAAGAUCCCGAUAAUGUGCCAAAUGUCUCUUCGGAAAACAUGGCGCCUAAGGAGCCAAAGAAGCAGGAGAGACCAAAGCGAAGAGUUCGUAAGGCAUCCGAAGAUAUAGUAGAAGUCAACGCAGCAAUAGACGCACAUAAUCCUGAAACGGCUUUGGCUUCCGUCCAAGAGGAUCACUUAAAUCAAGCUGAUCAAGAAAUGCCGAAAAAGCGACCACGAAAAUCAGCUGAACUUAUGCUCGCAAAUGUAGAGGAGCAUGCUAAGGAAGAUCACCUUGAAAGACCGAAGCGUAGGGGACGCAAGCCUUCUCUAGACACUGAUCAUGUUUCCCAAGAUGUUCCAGAAAAACCAAAGCGAAGGGGAAAAACACCAGCAGAUCGUGAAACUCAACCUCUGGGCGAUGAAAAGCAGGAGCCAUCUUUGCCAGUUGUAGAGCCUGCGAAAAAGACCAGGCGUAAUGCACGCAAAGCUUCUGCGGAAACUGUUGAAGCCGUUUCAACUAGCGGCGAAGAGCACCUUGCGCAAAUCGAAGAGGCAACCGAGCCAGUAACAGAAUCAGAACCGGCACAAUCUGAAUUACUUCCAGAAGAGGGCGAGGAGAACAAGACUCGGCGACGCGGUCGUAAGCCAACUGUGGAUACAGAUGAGGGGCCGAUUAAAAAGACACCAGCAGAGGAACCAGUUCCGCUUCCCUCUCAUUCACGCAGACGUGGACGCAAAGCCACCGAGGAUGAGGUCUUACCAACAGCAGAUCUGGCUGUGCCGAAAACAAAGCUUCGUGGACGCAGGGCGUCCAUGGAGCCAGAACAUAAGGACGAGCUCACAGCGGAGUCUAGUUCCGAGGUCGUGGAACUGCCAACGGCCAAGACAACGCGCCGCGGUAGAAAGCCAAGUGUAGACAUGGAAGCGACCAUACCGGAGAAGAAACCACCAUCUCGACGAGGGCGCAAGGCUUCCGCGAGUGUCGAUGAGGAACAGCCAGCGGCCAAGAAAACGGCAAUUCGUCGCGGUCGUAAAAACGAAGCUCAUGAAGACGAGGAAAGAGGACAUAUCGACUUGCAGGACUUGCCUACCGAAAUUGCUUCUCCGCUGGUGGACACAUCGGGUUCCCCUUCGAAGGCCUCCGAUGCCGAAGAACUUACUCCACGCCGCCGAGAGGGACGCAACUUGCCACGUAAAAACUACGAGGAGGCACCGGACGAUGAGAAGCCGCAUUCAGGACUGCGACGGGCACGCAAGCCAGCGGCAACCAAGAGUUUGGCCAGCAAGGCGCCAGAGCCAGAUCCAGUUACACCUUCGCCCGUAACCAAUCAACCACCCGUGAAAUCAGAGGAUACACCCGACAACACAGUUUCUCUUUCGGAGCCCACAACCUCGCAGCGACGCGAAGGACGAAACCUGCCGCGCAAGAACUACACGGAGGAUCUGGACGACGAAAUGCCGACACCGGCUCGUAGUCGCCGCGUACGCAACCUGACUGCAAAGGCCCUGGAAUUAAUUGUGGACUCUUCACCGCGACCAGUGACUCCGAAAAGGCCGAAGGGCAAGGCAGCGAACUCUGAGGAGCCACCGGCAAAGAAGCCCACCCCAGAGUUUCCAUCAACAACAGAAGCUGCUGGGCCGGAGCAUGAGCCGAUCCCAGCAACCAAGGGGCGUGGAACUCGUCGAAAGGCCGACGAUACCGAUUUAGAGAAGCCGGACGUCAAAACAGCCAAAAAGACCGUCCGCGGCGCGGGAGGCAAAACCAAAGUCGAGACUGAAACGGAGAAGCAACCACCCAUCAAAAAGCCGCGAGGCGGAGCACGCACCAAAACACCAUCGGAAGAGGCUCCUCAGGAGGAGGAACAGGUAAAGAAGUCUGCCGCUCGCAGUCGAGCAAAAGGCACCAAGGCAGUAGAACCCGAGGAGCCCGCCGAAGAUCCCCAAGUCGAAGCCAGCUUCUCCAAAUCGACGGCGUCAGUUCGAGGUGGCCGAGCCCGGAAGGUACACUUCGAGGCCGCGCCGGAGACCUCUGCCAGUGAGGUUGCACCACAGCGCGCAACUCGGUCACGACGAAAGUAAUAUCACAUCUAUUUUAUUUAUAAGCUUUGUACUAAUCUGUAUAAUUUUUUGAGUUCGUUUUUAAUUUUACGUUAACUUGUGUAAAAAAAAUUCAUUUAUGUAUCAAUUAAUGAAGGCGUGUUAUUUUUUAAUUUCUCUUGUUAAUCCAACCCAUUUCGGUGGGAUACCGUUGAAUGGAAUGGCUCCCCUCGCUCAGAACAAAAACUAACCUUAAUAGAUUUAAGGCAUUUAAAAAUAUUAAUAAAUAUAUAUACAUAGUUUAUCACUUAAGACAUUAUCAGAACUCCCCAAAAAUAAUAAAGUUUCGUAAACCAAUCGG